UUGUUAGCAAGGAAGAAGACCAAGUCAGCCCAGCCCAGCCCAGUGUCCACCACCUUAGCCAAGACCAUCCCCGAGCCAUGCCGUUGAAUGCAACAUGCCCGCCGGUCCCUUAUCGCACUUCCGAUCCAAAGUUCCGUCCGUUUCCUCGUGUGCUCCAUGCGGCCUACCCGCCCCGGCCUGCUUGCUUGUCCACCUCAGUGUCCUCAUCAACUCCCGUCGAACGAGACGAGAGACUUCUGCAGCGCACCAACAAACCCCGUCGUCUCUUUUUACUUUCUCUUGACCUUGCCCUCUCCGACCCUUACUCUUACUCUUAUUCUCACUCCCUCCUUCUAAGCCCUUCUUCUCAAAUUCCUCCUCCACCCUCCGCCGUUCCUAUUUCUUCCCGCUGACUUUUCAUCCCGAAUCCGCUUACUAUUCACUCUUCUUUCACACUUUCCUCUACUCCGUACCGCAGUCGGCGACAUCUACGACGCAAUACUCCCCGACACUCUUACACCUCACCUAUUCUUCCUCCCGCGCUCUCUCGCUACCUAUUCAGUCUUCACAAGCUCAACUUUGCCUGUGUGCUUCCGCCCGUGCCUUUCCCAACUGGGGUCUCGGCGUCCUUUGCACAGACCGGUAAGUCCAAGUAUUCUUCUCCUUUGCCCGUGGACCCUAAACCCCCGUCACCCCAUCCCAGUGCUUUGGUCUACCUAGGUGUCAGCCUUUGGUCCCACGCUGUACACUACAUACACUACCAAAACAGUUGCGCUGCAACUGGAUACCACAUACUGUGUAUAGGUAGUGUACAGUGUAAGGUCAAGUCAGGCCGUCAUUGGCGGCGCCGGGACUGCUGGCACUGGUGCGUGUCCGAAACUCGGCAUCACACUGUUUCCACUCUCCCCGACCGACGGGCUAAAUCCUGGGUCUGACGGUCUGACCAGACUUCCCUUCUGGUUUUACCCACAUCUUCCUCCUCCACCACCGCAAUCCACCAUCUCUUCCUCCCGGCCAAUUGUCGAAUCACCCCCGCUGAUCUCAUGUGAACACGAUUGCAGUAUUCCGCUCCGUACCUUACCUUACCUUACCUCACGAGGCUUGAAUUUCUCCAACUUCCUCCAACAACCGCCACUUCCCGCGGCUGUUAGAUCCUCCCCCCUAAAAGUCGCCUACUCACGGCUGUCAACUCGGCAAUCCCACUCGCAUUCCUGGGUCGGUGAUUCUUCAUCUCCAUCGCUCGCUUGCGACUUUUUUACCUCCUUGCAGCAACCCCGCCAAACUUCCCUACUACAACACAAACACCUCUCGCUGUCGCGCAUCACCUCGGAAUUGUCAGUGCUUCCGAGCCGCAACCCUUCCGAGCAGUCCAGUUGAGUCCGACGGCCCAACAUGGCGGAACUCGACACGCUGGACAUCGUCGUCCUGGCCGUCAUCCUCUUGGGUACGGCCGCCUACUUCACAAAGGGCAAAUACUGGGGAGUAGUCAAGGACCCCUAUGCCAACGCCUUUGCCAACGCCAAUGGCGCCAAGGCCGGCAAGACGAGAAACAUCAUCGAGAAGAUGGAUGAGUCGGGAAAGAACUGCAUCGUCUUCUAUGGAUCCCAGACUGGUACCGCCGAGGACUACGCCUCGAGACUCGCAAAGGAAGGCAAGAGCCGCUUCGGUCUCGAGACCAUGGUCGCCGACUUGGAGGACUACGACUACGAUAACCUCGAUUCCAUCCCCAGCGACAAGGUCGUCAUGUUUGUUCUCGCCACCUACGGUGAGGGCGAGCCCACCGAUAACGCCGUCGAUUUCUACGAAUUCAUCACCGGCGAGGACGUCUCCUUCUCCGAGGGCAACGACCCCGCCUUGGACAACCUCAACUUUGUCGCCUUCGGUCUCGGUAACAACACCUACGAGCACUACAAUUCCAUGGUUCGCAACGUCACAAAGGCUCUCGUGAAGCUCGGCGCACACAAGAUCGGCGAGGCUGGCGAGGGUGACGAUGGCGCCGGUACUAUGGAAGAGGAUUUCCUGGCCUGGAAGGACCCCAUGUGGGCUGCUCUCGCCGAGAAGAUGGGUCUGGAGGAGCGCGAGGCUGUCUACGAGCCCACCUUCAGCAUUCUCGAGCGCGAGGGUCUCGACGCUUCGUCCGCCGAGGUCUACGUCGGAGAGCCGAACAAGAUGCAUCUCGAGGGUACCGCCAAGGGUCCCUUCAACGCCCACAACCCCUACAUCGCCCCCAUUGCCGAGUCCAAGGAGCUCUUCAGCGUCAAGGACAGAAACUGCCUGCACCUCGAAGUCGACAUCAGCGGAUCCAACUUGUCCUACCAGACCGGUGACCACAUUGCCAUCUGGCCCACGAACCCCGGUGAAGAGGUUGACCGCUUCCUCGACCUCGUCGGACUUACCGAGCAGAGACACUCCGUCGUCAGCGUCAAGGCCCUCGAGCCUACCGCCAAGGUCCCCUUCCCCACGCCCACCACCUACGAUGCCAUCGUUCGCUACCACCUCGAGAUUUGCGCCCCCGUUUCCCGCCAGUUCAUUUCCACCCUCGCCGCCUUCGCUCCCAGCGAAGACAUCAAGGCUGAGAUGGUCAAGCUCGGUGGCGACAAGGAACUUUUCCACGAGAAGACCGGUGCUCACUUCUACAACAUUGUUCGUUUCUUGGAUUCUGUUAGCGGCGGUCAAAAGUGGACCAACAUCCCCUUCUCCGCGUGGAUUGAAGGCCUCACCAAGCUCCAGCCCCGUUACUACUCCAUCUCCUCCUCGUCCCUGGUCCAGCCCAAGAAGAUCUCCAUUACCGCCGUUGUCGAGAACCAGACGAUCCCUGGCCGCAGCGAUCCGUUCCGUGGUGUCGCUACGAACUACCUCCUCGCUCUGAAGCAGAAGCAGAACAACGACCCCGAGCCUACCGCCUUUGGACUGACCUACGAGAUUACUGGCCCCAGAAACAAGUACGACGGUAUCCACGUGCCCGUCCACGUGCGCCACUCCAACUUCAAGCUGCCUUCCGAUCCCUCCAAGCCCGUCAUCUGCAUUGGUCCCGGUACCGGCGCCGCCCCCUUCCGCGGUUUCAUUCAGGAGAGAGCCAAGUUGGCUCGCGAUGGCGCCGAUGUUGGUCAGACCAUUCUCUUCUUCGGAUGCCGCAAGUCGACCGAGGACUUUUUGUACAAGGAUGAGUGGGAGCAAUACAAGAAGGAUCUCGGCGACAAGUUUGAACUCAUCACCGCUUUCUCCCGUGAGGGCCCCAAGAAGGUUUACGUUCAGCACCGUCUCAAGGAGCGCUCCAAGGAGAUCAACGAGCUUCUCGAGAAGAAGGCCUACUUCUACGUCUGUGGUGACGCCGCCAACAUGGCUCGUGAGGUCAACACCGUCCUGGGCCAGAUUCUGGCAGAGCAGCGUGGCAUCUCUGAGGCCAAGGCCGAGGAGAUUGUCAAGAACAUGAGAGCAGCCAACCAAUACCAGGAGGAUGUCUGGUCAUAGAGUCAGUCUGUGUUAUGUGACACGGAGUAAGGGAUCUAGACGGAAAACGGAGAAGGCAUCUACGCCCUCUUAUAGAGGCGCGAAACUUUGUGCGUGCGUGGGAUACGUGUGUGUGUGUAGAUGUGCGCACGUCUUCUAUAUCAGCAUAGGGCGGCGUAUGUUGUGCAUAUUGGAUCGGGAUGAACGGAGUAAUAUCUCGGGGAAGCCUACCUACGUAAACCCAUCCCACCGACCUCUUUGCAGGCAAAUCGCGCAGACGGGGUUCUUCUUCGAACUAUUUUACAUCAACGCAACGUUGGGCAGGCAGGCAUGAUGACGAGCGGACAAGGGGGUUGGCUUGGUUGCUUGACUUGAUUUUUCAACUUGGCAUAUAACCUCUCUAUUUUCUUGUGCUUAUGCUGUCAUCCUCAUGUCUCUCAUGCCGC
Molecule: messenger RNA, 3875 nt
Organism: Colletotrichum scovillei
Lineage: Eukaryota; Fungi; Ascomycota; Sordariomycetes; Glomerellales; Glomerellaceae
Product: NADPH-cytochrome P450 reductase
Exons: 3
Coding region: 1372-3450 (692 amino acids)
Cellular component (GO): cytosol
Molecular function (GO): flavin adenine dinucleotide binding; NADPH-hemoprotein reductase activity; FMN binding
Source: RefSeq, a predicted model, not a curated record